AUGAAAUUUUAUUACGUAGGUUUUUUCUUUUGGGUGCAAGUAGCAUUUGCACUUUUAAGGAUUGAGAACCAUCUAGUGAAAAAGGCACCUAAUGCCUUAAUGAAUAUGUACGAUUCUCUCAAGAAUGAAGUCUAUGUUGUCUCAACAAUAAAUGAUGUUAAUCCUUCUAACUUGGAAAAGUAUGGUGUUAUAAAAGUUUUGGAUUCGAAAUCUGUCAUUGUUUCACGAUCACUUACAGAAAGUGCCUUGUCUAACAACUACAAACCCGAGAGGCAGCAAUCAACAGGUUCAGAUAAUACAGAAUACUAUGAGGUCGAUUUUUCUAAUACAACUUUCGUCAAAGAAAAGAAUACUUGGACUGCAUUAACCUCAUGUCGUCGUAAUGAGGCUUCGACUGUUGCAACCUAUGGGCAAGGAUGGUCUGUGAGUCCUAGUAUUAGCGUGAGUAGUUCUGUACAAUUUGCACAAAUGUUUGGAAUUCAACCCCUGCUUGGUUUUGCUUUGAGCUUUGGACCCUCUUUGAGUGGGUCCUUAUCGUGUGACGUAAAUGGUGGAGAGACUUUACAAUUUCAAAUCUUGCCGGCGUCAAUGCUCAUCUCAAAUGUCAGAGAAAGAAGGAUAACAAUUGAAAAAGGAUCUUUCUUUAAGAGCUUCAGUAAGACGCUUACUUUCAGUGAUUGGAAAGAUCAAGAACCCUACAGUAUGGUUGAAAAAAAUAAUGUUCAAACCGCUUGUGUUACAAAUCCUCUAUAUUUAAAGUGCUAUUAA
This is a messenger RNA of Priceomyces carsonii, 768 nucleotides long. RefSeq lists its product as uncharacterized. The record is from RefSeq and is a predicted model, not a curated record. Lineage: Eukaryota; Fungi; Ascomycota; Pichiomycetes; Serinales; Debaryomycetaceae. The coding region runs from base 1 to 768 and encodes 255 amino acids. The transcript has a single exon.